Molecule: messenger RNA, 2436 nt
Organism: Xiphophorus couchianus (Monterrey platyfish)
Lineage: Eukaryota; Metazoa; Chordata; Actinopteri; Cyprinodontiformes; Poeciliidae
Product: putative HLA class I histocompatibility antigen, alpha chain H
Exons: 9
Coding region: 76-1941 (621 amino acids)
Biological process (GO): immune response
Cellular component (GO): external side of plasma membrane
Source: RefSeq, a predicted model, not a curated record
UUCCUCUUUAUUUUCAGAGUCUCUUCGCUCAGAAAAAGAAUCACGCAGCUUUAAAAUGGAUGUAUAAAAAUUGACAUGGCCGAUAAAAAUACCUUAAUUUUUCUGAUUCUAGUAGGAAUACAAGGAUCUACAGCAGUGACCCACUCUCUGAAGUAUUUCUACACGGCAUCUUCAGGAAUAGAAAACUUCCCAUCAUACGUCUCUGUUGGGUUGGUGGAUGAUGUUCAGAUAAGUUACUGUGACAGCAACAUCAACAAAAAUAUUCCUAAACAGGAUUGGAUGGAUGAACUGAGUUCAGAACAUCCAAAUUACUGGAAGGAGGAAACUCUUACAUGUCGGGUUAAACAGCAAACCUUCAAAUACAACCUAGAAAUUGCAAAAUUACGUUUCAACAAGACUGGAGGAGUUCACGUCUUUCAGCAGAUGUAUGGCUGUGAGUGGGAUGAUGAGACCGGAGAGGUCAAAGGUUAUGAUCAGUUUGGUUAUGAUGGAGAAGAUUUAAUCAUGCUGGACCCACAAACACAAGUAUGGAUCGCUCCAAAACCAGAAGCUGUCAUCACCAAACACAAGUGGGAUAAUAAUAGAUAUGAUUUAGAAGAUGAGAAGUUCUAUUUAACUCAGACAUGUGUUGAGUGGCUGAAGAAAUAUGUGAAUUAUGGGAGGAGCUCACUGAUGAAAACAGUUCGUCCCUCAGUUUCUUUUCUCCAGAGGUUUCCAUCCUCUCCAGUCAGUUGCUUCGCUACAGGUUUCUAUCCCAACAGAGCAGAAAUGUUCUGGAGGAAAGAUGGAGAGGAGAUUCAUGAUGAUGUGGAGAAAGGAGAGAUUCUCCCCAACAAUGAUGGGACCUUCCAGAUGAGCAUUUAUCUUGAUCUUUCAUCUGUUCCACCUGAAGACUGGACGAGGUAUGAAUGUGUGUUUCAGCUCUCUGGUGUCAGAGAAGGCCUUGUCACCAGACUGGAGAAAAACAAAAUCAACACCAAUGAAGUGACCCACUCUCUGAAGUAUUUCUACACGGCAUCUUCAGGAAUAGAAAAUCCAUCAUACGUCUCUGUUGGGUUGGUGGAUGAUGUUCAGAUAAGUUACUGUGACAGCAGAACCAAGGAAAAUAUUCCUAAACAGGAUUGGAUGAAUAAAGUGAAUUCAGAACAUCCAAAUUACUGGAAGGAGGAAACAGAGACAUGUCUGGCUAAACAGCAAACCUUCAAAAUCAGCCUAGAAAUUGCAAAACAACGUUUCAACCAGACUGGAGGAGUUCACGUCUUUCAGCAGAUGUAUGGGUGUGAGUGGGAUGAUGAGACCGGAGAGGUCAAAGGUUAUGAUCAGUUUGGUUCUGAUGGAGAAGAUUUAAUUAUGCUGGAUCCACAGACACAUCAAUGGAUCUCUCCAAAACCACAAGCUGUCAUCACCGCAAACAGAUUUAAUAAUAAUAGAAUUAUUAAAGAACUUGAGAACAUCUACUUAACUCAGACAUGUGUUGAGUGGCUGAAGAAAUAUGUGAAUUAUGGGAGGAGAUCACUGAUGAAAACAGAUUGUCCCUCAGUUUCUCUCCUCCAGAGGUUUUCAUCCUCUCCAGUCGGCUGCUUUGCUACAGGUUUCUAUCCCAACAGAGCAAAAAUGUUCUGGAGGAAAGAUGGAGAGGAGAUUCAUGAUGGUGUGGAGAAAGGAGAGAUUCUCCCCAACAAUGAUGGAACCUUCCAGAUGAAUGUUGACAUCGAUCUGUCCUCUGUUGCAAAUGAAGACUGGAACAAGUAUGAAUGUGUGUUUCAGCUCUCUGGAGUCAAGGAAGACAUGACCACAAGACUGGAGAAAACAAGAAUCUUGAGAAAUAAAUCAAACAUCCCGACUGUGAUCUUCACCCUUGUUGUUGUUCUGGCUGUCCUCGGUCUCACUGCUGUGAUUGGAUUCAUUAUUUACAAGAAGAUGAACGAUUCAUCAAUAUAGUCUAAACUGACACAAGAAAUGUGUUGCUGACAUGUUACUGAUGUUCAACAGAUGUCUAAGAAAUCCAGUUUUAAAAUUGAGGAACAUUAACAAUAACUGGUUCAAAUGCCUGUGAUGGACUGGUGACCAGUUGUGGUUCCGCCUCUCACCUGUUGGUGGUACCAGCACCUUCCCGACCUCACAAGGGAUAAGCAGAUAAGCUUGUUGGAUAAUGAAGGCUUUAUCCAACUGUGUGUUACAUUCUGAUGGGUAAUGAUGCCACUUGACAAAAUGCAGUGUUUUAAUUGUUAAUUGAGUCUUUUAUGACUUUGUAUUUUUGUGUAUUUAUAAAGCAAAGCCUUUUGAACUGCCUUGUUGCUGAAAUGUAGAAAUAAACUGGACUUGAAUGGAUGUUUCAAAUACUGUUAAAUAAAGUAGUUUUGACAUUUUUGUCUAGAAGUGUUGCCAUUGUUUUGGGUUCUGUAAAUAAUAAUAAACUUUUUAUUCAAACAAUAA